AUGAUUUAAAAUUCAACCACCACUCCUCCAAAUGAAGACUCAUAUCAUAAGCCAAUCAUUCAAAUAAUGACAUAGAUUAAUUAGUAAUAAAUGAGAGUUCGUAAUCCUUCUUAAGAAAAUCUUAAAGUAUAAAAUGACAGUCAUUAAAUUAAAAUUACUAAUCAAAAAUCUCCCACUUUCACUCAGAACAGUGUAUAGUUAGCAUCUGAUAGGAUAUCUCCUAAUAAUUAAUAAGAUUUGCUUCUUAUUAAUGAAGAACCAAGUAAUAAAGAAGACUCACAAUAAUUUAGUUUGAUAAGAAAACAAAAUGAUUAUGAAAUACUGUAUCGAAAAUCCAAUUAAAAUAAAUCAAGUACACAUAACUCAUCUUUGAGGUUAUUGUACUCUACAAAAUUAGACUUUUUCAUUUAACAAAUAUUAAGCAAAUAGCAAUUUAAAAUUAUUCAUGACUUAUCUUCAGUCUAUAUCAUUCCUUUAAAAAAAUAAAUUAUUAAUAGAAUAAAGUAGGAUUCUAUGAUUAAAAAAGCAAUAUAUAGUCUCUAUAUAUGCUUUCUAGUCUUUUAUUUGACUAUACUAUUGAUAGAAUUGGGUUGUGAUAAUAUAACACUUAGCAAUUAGUAUAUUUUUCAUUAUUUCUUGGUUAUUUUUUAAUUAAUCGAUUGCGUUUAUCAAAUUGUAAUUAACUAAUUUUGUAUAAUAACUAUGAUUGCAGAUAUAUCAACCAUUUUACCAUUUUUUGCUUAUUUAUUAGAUUUAGGAGAUGGAUAAAGAAUAUUUUAUAUGUUAUAUUUAAUAAGAAUCUACAAAAUUACUGAUUUCAUAAAAAACUUAAAUUUUUAUUCAAAUUAAUAUGAUUAGCUUUUUGUGAUUAUGAUAACUAUUUAAAUUCAUUUUGCUACUUUUAUUGCAUAAACUAUUAUUUAUAUGUUUGCUGAAUAACAACAAGACUAUAUAAAUUAUAUUUAAAAUAUUUUUGUUUUGUUGUUUUUCAAUCCAAACAUAAUAAAACGUUAUUAUUUUAUUAUUUAUUUGAUUAGAAUUCUCCUACUAAUUUUUUAUUUUAUAAAAAUUAAAUAAGUAAUUAAUUAUCAAUCACUUACAAUGGAUCCUUUAAUAAUUUAUUCACCUAAAACAUUGAAGUCUAUAAUCAAUUAUUAAGAAGAAAAUAAAGUAGCUAAAUUUGAUAUCAAAUCUUUACCAAUACAUUUAUAAUAAAAAAUGAAGAGAGAGAAGUAUUUGUAGAUAUUAUAAAAUAUUCCAAUCUUUUAAAAAUCAUUUUCAAAUUAAACAUUGUUAAAGUUAUGUGAUAUUAUAGUAGAAGAUAUAUUAAAACCAAAUAAAGUGGUAAAAUAGAAAUAAUGUCUUCAUUUUCUUUUAGAGGGAUAAAUAAGAAUUGUUUAAAAAUGUUAAUCAUCUUCUAAAGAAUUUAAAUUAGCAAAAAUAUAAACUCCAUUUUAGAUUUUCAAUAAUAUCGCUUUUUUUAAAAAUUAAUUAUAGGGGAUAGAAUUCAAAAGUAUUGGAUAUUCAAAAAUAGCAACUUUAGAUUAAAAUAAAUUUCAAAAUAUAAUCCGAUAAUGUCCUAGAGAAUUCUAAAAAUAUAGAAUGCUUAUUGAUACUCUUUUAACAGAAAAUAAAUAUUUUUUGAUAAAUAUUUAAUGUUUUAGUUGUUUUAAAGAACAUGAUAUCACUGAAUGUCCAAUUGUAAAUUACAAACCUAAUAAAAAUUAAGUAAUUCACAAUAUUAUAAUAAAUAAAGAGUAAAAAAGAGUAAUUGAUUUUAAAAGAGUAACUAUCUUUUAUUAUAUAAUUAGUAAGUACUUAAGAAGAAUAGAAAACUUAUUGCAGUUGUUAAAAAUGAUCAAAUGAAAGAUUCUGAAGUAUCAAAUUCUGAAGAAUAUGAUAAAGUUGAAUCAUUUUAAAAAUUGUUAGCUUCUUCUUCGAACUCUUUGCAAAGUUAGAAUAAUAAUAAUUUCAUAAAUUAAUUAGAACUAAGUUCUGUUCCUUAUAUAAAUUAUUCACAUAGUGGUUAAACUUUAUAGUCUAAAAGAAUAGAUUCAGAAUAAUUUUUAUCAUCUCAAGGAGUGAGUAGUAGUAUUAGUAGUAGAAAAGUCUUCAUAAAUGAAAUUAAAGAAGUAGGACAAUCUAAAUUUUAAAGAUUUGAAUAAUAAUCUGAAGAUUAAUAAAUAUCUUAAUUAAAUUAUCAUGCUAUAGUUUAGGACAGUAUUUUAUAAACAAAGAAAAGAUUUAAUUAAAAUAAAAUUAAAAAAGAUGAUAUAUAAUAAUUAUAACGAUAUCAAACUGAUAUACAAUCUGAAUUUAAGAAAAGAGAUUUAAGAAAGAAUCAAACUAUGGUUAAUAGUAAAAUUGAAUAUGAAGAUAAUUUUAAUAGAAGAAUAUCAAUAGAGAACAACUUCUUAGAAUAGUUUGAGAAAAUUAAUUAAUUUGAUGAUUAUUACCCAUAAUAUAAUGUGGAUUAGUAAAUAAAAUAUUAUGAAAAGAUGCAAUCCAUAAAAAUAGAUAAUAUUAAAUGA
Molecule: messenger RNA, 2531 nt
Organism: Paramecium sonneborni
Lineage: Eukaryota; Ciliophora; Oligohymenophorea; Peniculida; Parameciidae
Source: the annotation of a GenBank genome assembly